AUGCGCGGCUAUACCAUAGUCCAUGUGAUCUGCGUCUGGCACUGUGCAUUCGCUAGUAAGGCCGAAAAUAGGCUUUAUAGGGAUUUACUCAAUAACUACAACAAACUUGUCCGGCCUGUGAGGAAUCCUAAAGAUAGCUUGAAGGUCGAAAUGAAGGUAUUCUUGCAGCAGAUUGUUGGUUUGGAUGGGAAAAAUCAGAUUAUCGAACUGAACGCAUGGUUGAAGUUUAUUUGGAUAGACUAUCGGCUAUCAUGGGAUCGUUUGAAGUAUGAGAAUGUGACUAGCGUACGAUUCGCCGGAGGCGAAAAUCAGAUAUGGAGACCCGAUGUUCUACUGUACAACAGUGCCAAUGAAGAUUUUGACUCCACGUUCAAAUCCAAUGAAGUUGUAUACAAUACUGGCGAAAUCAACUGGGUACCACCAGGUAUACUCCGAGCAAGUUGUAAGAUGGAUAUCACUUACUUUCCGUUUGAUGAGCAGAUCUGCUAUCUGAAAUUUGGAUCAUGGACCUACAACAAAAAUUCGCUCGAUCUCCGCAUUAUAGUGGACGGAGAUGAAGCAUCAGCGAUGGACCUCUCAACAUACAUCCCCAGCGGAGAGUGGAACUUGAUCAGUGCACCCGCUGUUCAUGAAACCUUCAAAUCUCUUUGUUGUCCGGAACCAUACUCAACGGUAACCUUCUACAUGGUUCUUAGGAGACGAGCAAUCUUUCACAUGUUUAAUAUCGUGCUACCAACAUUCGUGGUGUCGUUGAUGACUAUCAUUGGGUUCUGCCUACCAGCUCACGACAUGAGUGAAAAGAUCGGAUACCAAACCACGAUACUUCUCUCCAUAUGCUUCUUCGUCACAAUCGUUAGUGAGGUGACUCCUUCAACGUCCGAAUCAGUACCUUUACUAGGAAUGUUCUUCUCAACACUAACAUUGAUUGUAUCAGUGUCGACCACGUUCACAAUUUCUGUUCUGCAUCUGCGCUAUCGACAGCCUCCCAAUGCACGGAUGAGCGCAAUGUUUCACGCAAUCUUUCUGGAAUUACUACCCAAGAUUACCCUAUUGAGGAGGCCUCGUCGACUGAUUGAGCUCCUUCCAAAAAACGAAGGCAACGUCUACGAUAAUACCAACAACCUAGAUGGGAGCGAACACGCUUCUCCCACGACAUCUCUUCUCGAAGAACCUCGUGCAUCAACUUUAAAAAAGGCAAAAAGCAUUACGGAGCAACUCUACUUGGAACGAAAAGUCGGGGACGGGAUACUCGGUAAAAAAUACAACGUCAACAUGAAGAGAACGAUGUAUGCGAGGCAAAAAGCCAAAGCCGCGGCUCGUUUCUCGAUAGAACAGUCCUUCAUAAAUAGUAUGGAGAUGAGUUUUUCGCAGGAUGUCGACUUCACUCAAUGCUACUUCCUAAUUCAUAAUCGAUUGCGAAAAAUUCGCGAAAGAGCAGAGCGGAUGAGAGCGCUGAUCAAUGAGCAGGAGGACUGGAAGUUCGCAGCAUUAGCGUUGGAUCGUCUAUGCUUGAUCAUGUUUACUUUCCUCAUCGUUUCCUGUGUUACUUCUAUAGUCUUUUCGUCUCCCUAUUUUGAUACAUAA
Molecule: messenger RNA, 1584 nt
Organism: Cylicocyclus nassatus
Lineage: Eukaryota; Metazoa; Nematoda; Chromadorea; Rhabditida; Strongylidae
Source: the annotation of a GenBank genome assembly